Portunus trituberculatus (swimming crab) is the source of this 4764-nucleotide messenger RNA. RefSeq lists its product as uncharacterized. The transcript has a single exon. Bases 795 to 1406 code for a protein of 203 amino acids. NCBI's taxonomy places the organism in Eukaryota, Metazoa, Arthropoda, Malacostraca, Decapoda, Portunidae. The record is from RefSeq and is a predicted model, not a curated record.
CUUCGACAAAUUUCCACUCACGAACUCAUGACAUAUCAACAUUCACACAAACAUGCACACUUUCCAAUGUUUUCAAUUUUUUUUUUUUUCACUUCUAAUCAUAACGAUGAGAUUGCCAGAACUGAACACUAAUUUAAGUUUCGACUUUCAAACAACCAACAAACGCGAAAUAUGUAAAAUAAAACAAUACUGUGAUCAAUACCAAACUACAAUCAGAGCCACAGACAGGGAAAGAAACAUGAUACUAGGAUGGUUAGAAAAGUACUACAGACAUGAAAAGAAAUCCACAAAUAAGUAAAAUGGAUAACUAAAUCAAUAUCAAUACUCUUAAGAAUCAAGAGUAGCAUGGCCCAUCCUACACCACUAACACACAAAAAAAAAUGGGAAUAUAUACACACACACCCCAAAAAAAACUAACAAUGAGGAAUGUCAAUGUAAUGUAACAAACAGCCAUCAAUGUGUGGCCAUCCCCUGUUGUAUGACCUGAAUUCAAUGGUGACAUCCCAAAACACAGACAAAUGAGAGGCAAACAAUCAAUGAUGAGUGCCGAAUCUGCUUUCACUCAUUUAUUCCACAGCAUAAUCUCCCACACUCGAAAUGCAAUGGACAUCUGAAGAGCUCAAUGCAGAAAGGACAGAACAACCAUCAGCACCAGGAGUGAGUGGUCUCUCUUCAUAAACAUUAGCCACAACCUUGUAAUUUUCAGCUGAGUGGAUAAUGCAUCCACUGAUGACGUGGUCAAACUGAAUAAUUACUUGAAAGAUCUUAAAGUUGUUAUAGAAAACAAAAGUGCAAUGGAAAGGAGCAUAAAACAGUCAAUUAUGAAAUUGGAUAUUGAGGAGAGUAAGAUGUUGGAAGAGAUUGAACGUUUGAUGAACCUCAAAAACCAACAAGCAUACAGUGCCUCUGAGUUGAUGCAAUUGAAGAACCAUGGUCAAGUAGCUAGCAAGGAAAUUGAAUACCAAGAACAAUUAUCAAAGGACUUGGGUAAUCAGGUGUGCAAUCUGGAAAUAGAGAUAUCAAAAUUUGAAACCAUCCUGAGAAACUCUGCUGACCAGCUUAAGGAAUUGGUGGAGAAACUAAGCUUGAAUGAAGAAUUCCCUGACAUUGAUGUGAAGAGUGAGGAUGUAAUCCACCACUAUGAUGACAUCAUGUGUAUCUUAACAACACUCAAAAAGGCAGCAAAGAAAGAUGCAUCUCAGACACAAGAAAAAAUGUUACAAUUAAGUCAUUAUGUUGAGAGGGCAAAAGGAACAUUACAAGAAAAAGUGGCAGAAGGUAAUAAGCUGAAAACAAAAACACGUCAUGUUAAAGAAGAAAACAAAGUCACACAAGAAGAAAUUAAGAGAGAUUUUCAGCUGAAAGUCUUAUUAUUUGAAAAUGUUGCCCUUCACCACAAAGCCUAAGCAAGUCCACCGUGAGAGCUUUGUGUAUGCAGAAAGGGGAGAUUAUUCUGCUCUGCUAGCUAUACAUUUUUUCCUCAGUCGUGGUUUCUAGUGCUAAUUUAUCUGGGUGUUUGAGUUUCUAUCGUAAUUUCAAAGGACAUAGUAACAAUUUCUCUAUAAUACCAUACCCACUGGCACUCUUCCCGGGGAUCAUACGCUUAGUGGACUCGUGGUGCAGCCAAGACUCUGUGGCUCAUCUGCUUCAGAAACUACUGAUACAGGUCUUCAAUGUGACAACCACAGCAUCUACUGACACAUAUGGAAAACUCAAGACAUAUCUGUUCUAAGCUUCAAAAAAUUUGAAUGUUUUCUGUCAAAUUUGGGGAAUGGUCUAUUCUGUCCUCUCUGCACAAGUUCCUCAUUUGUUAGUACUAAGUUAAGUCAAUGACAAUAUUCACAUUGCACCAAUUCAGUGCACAGGAUGUUUGUUUAAAACACCACGGGAUAUCACCAUCUGAGGCUUAUCAAGUAGAUGUAUCUGGCAUAGACACAUGUAAUAAUUAUCUUCUAAGACCACAGCCACUGCAUGAUAUUAGAAAAUGCACAAAAUUAUAUCUAAGUAAGAAGAAUCAAUUAUGAUUUUGAUGAUAAUCUUGUGUGUAUCUAAUUAAAAAUACUGAGGAAUUACUAAGUUCUUAUUAUUUAUAUACAUAUAUAUAUAUAUAUAUAUAUAUAUAUAUAUAUAUAUAUAUAUAUAUAUAUAUAUAUAUAUAUAUAUAUAUAUAUAAUUUUAAGGCACAUCAUAGUCCUAACACUGUACUGAAAGCUUCAAAGACACUUUUUCCUCUAACACUGAUUAUUGAGGAUUCAGCCACAUGUACAAACAUGCUCUGGUAUUUAAGUUAACAGUCAUGCAAGUUUCAAUGUAACACAAUAUGCAGGCAAAAGUGGUAGGCACAAACCUCAGAGCAACUGUAAAUCUAACACAGAUCUGACUGUAUUCAAGCACUUUAUGAGUGUGAGCUUCAAUCAAUUGUUAUAAAUGAUGUUAUAUCUCAUCCUCAUGCAGAAAUAUAAUUCACUGAUUACAUUUUUAUAAUUUUUUCCAUAUUGUAUCACAAACAUACAAGGUUAUAGAUAUCAUCAUAUGCACUUUUCCCAUCAUACACACCAAGUGUCAGACUGGUGACCUUAGUGACAACCAUUUUCACUAAUUCAACACAAGUGGAUACAUUAAUAUGGUAGGAGAGUUCCAAUACUAGUCAUGAUGGUGGAAGCAUAGAAAUGUCAAGAUAUGAAAUUAUGAGGCGAACAUGCAGGUUAUUGCAAAGGGUGCUGACUGCUUUAAAUCAUACAGGUAUUUGUUUUCUCCUCUCCUUGAGUUUCAGUAAAAACUAGUAUCAGCAAUAUAUUGUUAGUUACAGAAAGGCAAUAUAUUGUUAGUUACAGAAAGAGAAAUUCCAGAUGACGGUGAUAAUGAUGAUGAAUGAUGGUGAUCAUAACGAUGAUAAUGAGAAACAUAUGUAAUAAAGUUUUGUGAAUUAUUGGUAUUACUAUGUAGGUAAGUGUUGAUUAAAAUGUAAAUUCCUAUGCAUGGCAGAACUGUUUAAAACAUUUUGAAGAGCAUAUUUCAUAUUUAAAAAGAUUGUCAUGCUUUUUUUCUACACUUGUUAUCUACAUUACAAUACACUUACACAUUUACAUAAUUAAUCUUACUAAGAACAAGACCGUAAGCAGCAGAGUGUUUUGUGGCUAUUCAUAAAGCAGGGAGGUCUUGGCACACUGAACAAUGCUUUAUUUCAAACUUGAAACCUAUUUUUUCCUGAGAGGAAGAGAAUCACCUCAACGUUUUCUUCCUAUCAUGUCAACUGACACACAGCAAAUACCACACACUGGAAUGUGUAAAAGGACACCUUAAGCAGAUUUCUGAUGGGGAACUAAACUCAGCAACAACAAAUAUUUUAGUCAUUUUAGUUUUCACUGGGUUCUGGUUUAUCAUUUUUGCAACUGCUGUACACAUUGCAAGGGCUUUUAAUAUGGAUUUGGCAUACAUUUUUACAUUUAAAAGCUACUCUCCACAUUCCAGUCCUCAUUACGUCAUAACCCAACAAUUUUUUGGUGGAUAAAAUAUUGCUCUUAUGGUAAAUGAUUACUGUCCUUUUAAACAUGUCACCACCAAUAUUUCAAAUCAUUUCUCCAUACGAAACAGCCUUUCAGAUGAUCGCCAACUCUUCUGUGAUACUGUUACUCUCCCAAAUUUAUACAAGUCUUUUCAAAAUCUUCAUAACUAUCUUAAUUUAGUUAUAGGUAAAAAGAGCUUCAACAAAUUAAGUUAUUCACCAUCAGAUAAUAUUUCCUUCUUUAAAAAUCUUCAAUUUUUCAUAUGAUCACCCAACUUUAGCUGUUAACUAAAAACUGCUUUCCUCCCAUAAGUUUCUGCACAAGAUUAUUUAUUUUCAGCUCUGCCCUGUCCAUCUAGUUAUUCAGAAAAGUCAACGUCACUUUGAAAACACUGAAAUAAUACACUGAUGUAUUUUUUAUAAUUAUACAACUGUCUAUACAUUCUCUCAACAGUGAAAUAAAGCAACAAUAUGUGUAAAACAAUGUGUGUACAAGUGUGGUAUUCUGACAGCCUAAUAUACCGAUAUGUAGAUUACCAUUAGCAUCAUAUUACAAAUUUUACUGUUCCCUUUGCACAAGAGACAAACUGGCAACACACUCCUUGGCCAAGUCGGGUGGAUACUGCCCAUAUGCUGAUCAAGUGCUGCAAAAGAUAACUAAAAGGAAUGCAGUACAGGGACUUGGGACUCAUCCUCUGUUACACUGAUAGACACUAAUGUUAUUGACUGCAACCCUUAACUUGUAUUCAUAUUCCUACAAUGAUGAGAGACUUUGACUUAUCUCGUCAACCUACCUUUGUGGGAUAAGUCACUCUCAUACACAGAUUAUCAAUAAACUCUCACUCUUAUGUUCAUCCAGACUUGACAUCUUCACUAAUCCACAUGAUAACUUUAUGCAAUCCACAUAAAGUUGUAUUGAAAUGACUCAUAAAUAUGAACACAGAAUACAUACCAAGUAUUCCUCUGAACAAUAUAUUAUGAACCUCCACAGAAACAACCAUAUAACAUCUUUAAAUUAAUCUAUACAUUCUGAAACAAAUUUUAUGCAAUGGGAAUGUUAAAUCUAUAAGUGUGUACAUACAGACAGUUAUAUUGCACCAGUCAUGCCAAGAUGGGGAAAAAGUGUAUUAAUUCUAAACUCAAGGAUAAUGAGUGAUAUGGCAGUGAUGCUCAGAGAGAGAGAGAGAGAGAGAGAGAGAGAGAGAGAGAGAGAGAGAGAGAGAGAGAGAGAGAGAGAGAGAGAGAGAGAGAGAGAGAGA